AUGCUCAGCGCGUGUGCGCCCGGAGAACCCAAAGGCUUAUCCUGGCCAUGCGGGUCAUCUGCCCUUGAGUUUCUCCCUGCUCUCUUUUUCUUUUUCCCUGCUCUCGUCUCGCUCCUCCUCCUGCUCGUGCUUGACCCCGUCUUUGUUCCCCAGCCGACUGUCCUUUUGCGAAGCUGGCAAGGUUGUGGAUGGUUCUUGCUGCCCCUCUUUCCCGCCAUCCGCUCCCGUUCGCAGGUGUCUGAUCGGUGUCUAUCUCUCUCGCCGAGCGUCUGCGGUCGUAAAAUCAUCCUCUCGAGCCGUGUCGCUCGAGUCCGCCUCACGAGGAGCCGCCGAACUUGUGUUGCUUUUGCCGCCGACGAGCCACCCGAGCCCCGUUCCUCGACCGCUACUCGCAACGGCUUCACGCCCGGAGACCAUCCGUCCUCGCCCGCGCUGUCUCCGGUCUCGUUCCUGGCACAGACACACACCGACUCCCGCAUCCGCCGCUCCUCCUCUUCUACCUUUUCGCGCAGCGUCUAUCGGCACCAUGAACUGCGGUCCGUUCUGUCCUACAUUGAGAUCGGCCGGUGCUUCCUAGACGUUCGUCGCGGUAGGAGCAUGUCUCUACCGGACCCCAAU
Molecule: messenger RNA, 618 nt
Organism: Penicilliopsis zonata CBS 506.65
Lineage: Eukaryota; Fungi; Ascomycota; Eurotiomycetes; Eurotiales; Aspergillaceae
Exons: 3
Source: RefSeq, a predicted model, not a curated record